Molecule: messenger RNA, 2365 nt
Organism: Raphanus sativus (radish)
Lineage: Eukaryota; Viridiplantae; Streptophyta; Magnoliopsida; Brassicales; Brassicaceae
Product: protein HAPLESS 2
Exons: 16
Coding region: 98-2257 (719 amino acids)
Source: RefSeq, a predicted model, not a curated record
GGUUGGAGAAAAAUAGAAGACGAAGCAGUUUCUCACAAGAAACCACCAUUUUUCAUUUCGCGUCUCGCAGAGAGACAAAGAGUGACUUCUGAAAGAAAUGGAACACGCGUUGUUUAUGGCUUAUGUAUUCACCGGAACUUUCCUCGGAGUGUUUAACGAAGUGGGCGGACUCGAGAUACUGUCGAAAUCAAAGCUCGAGAAGUGCGAGAAGACAAACGACUCAGGGAAUCUCAAUUGCACAACUAAGAUCGUCUUGAAUCUCGCUGUGCCCAGUGGCUCCAGCGGAGGAGAGGCUUCGAUUGUAGCCGAGAUCGUCGAGGUUGAAGAUAACUCGAGUACCAACAUGCAAACCGUACGGAUCCCACCGGUUAUCACAGUGAACAAAUCAGCAGCAUAUGCUCUCUAUGACCUAACUUACAUUAGGGAUGUGCCUUAUAAACCUCAAGAGUUUCACGUUACGACCCGAAAGUGUGAGCCAGAUGCUGGACCAGAUAUUGUAGAAAUAUGCGAGAGGUUGCGUGAUGAAAAAGGCAACGUUCUAGUUCAGACUCAGCCUGUCUGUUGUCCAUGUGGACCGCAACGAAGAUUGCCUUCAUCUUGUGGAGAUAUCUUUGAGAGGUUGAUAAAAGGCAAAGCAAACACUGCUCAUUGCCUACGCUUUCCAGGUGACUGGUUCCACGUUUUCAGCAUCGGACAACGGUCUCUAGGGUUUAGCGUGCGUGUGGAGUUGAAGACAGGAACUAGAGUUUCAGAAGUGAUCAUUGGUCCUGAAAAUAGGACAGCAACUGCAAAUGAUAAUUUCCUAAAGGUUAAUCUCAUAGGAGACUUUGCUGGUUACACAAGUAUUCCUUCUUUUGAAGACUUCUAUCUUGUAAUCCCAAGAGAGACGACGGCUGUAGAGGGACAACCAGGGAGCUUAGGUGGAAACUACUCAAUGUGGAUGCUGCUUGAGAGAGUGAGGUUUACAUUGGAUGGCAUAGAGUGUGACAAGAUUGGUGUUGGCUACGAAGCUUUCAACAACCAACCAAGUUUCUGCGCUGCACCAUACUGGAGUUGCUUGCGUAAUCAACUAUGGAACUUCCGCGAGGCAGAUGUGAACAGGAUCAGCAGACACCAAUUUCCUUUGUAUGGACUAGAAGGAAGAUAUGAGAGGAUUAAUCAACAUCCAAACUCAGGGCCUCACUCGUUUUCCAUUGGAGUCACGGAAACACUCAACACAAAUCUAAUGAUUGAACUAAGAGCUGAUGAUAUUGAAUACGUUUUCCAGAAGAGUCCUGGUAAGAUCAUAAACAUUGUAAUACCGACAUUCGAGGCACUUUCACAAUUUGGAGUUGCUGCGGUCACAACCAAGAAUACUGGUGAAGUAGAAGCUUCUUAUAGCUUAACGUUUGAUUGCUCCAAAGGUGUGGCUUUCGUUGAGGAACAAUACUUCAUUAUAAAACCAAAUGAGGUUACAACUAGAUCUUUUAAGCUAUACCCUACAAAAGAUCAGGCUGCAAAAUAUAUGUGCACAGCUAUACUUAAGGAUUCACAUUUCAGCGAAGUGGACAGAGCCGAGUGUCAGUUCAGCACGACAGCUACUGUACUCGACAAUGGAACUCAGGUUACUAAUCCAUUUCAAAUUCCAGAAACUCGUCCUAAAGGUUUCUUUGAGUCGAUUAGGCUAAUAUGGACCAAACUCGUGAAUGGUUUAGUCGAUUUCAUCACAGGAGACACUUGCAGAAACAAAUGCUCGAGUUUCUUUGACUUCAGCUGCCAUGUUCAAUACAUUUGCUUAAGCUGGAUGGUUAUGUUUGGUCUCCUCCUCGCUCUUUUUCCAACCACUUGUGUCCUUGUCUGGCUCUUACACCAAAAGGGACUCUUUGAUCCAUUAUACGAUUGGUACGAAGAUCAUUUUGAUUCAGAGCAUCAUCAUAGAUUAGUACACACUAGAGAACACGGUGUAAACCACCGCCAUCAUCAUCGUCCUCACCAUCACCAACUUCGCCAUGGUGUCAAAACGCAUACACAGCAUCGUAGGACGACACAACAGAGACACAAACACCGUCAUCAUCGUGGGCAGGACGACGACGUUAAUUUGCAGAAGAUGCUUGAGCGUACUGACAACAACGAGUCUCACUAUUACCAACAACUUCACCGAGUCCAUAAAGAUGGCAAGCAUAAGCAGCAUAGGCGCGUAGGCAAACACGGGAUCGUCAUGUCACGUGAUGUGCACGCUGACAGACGUAGGAGGGAAAGGCUAAAGGAAGAAAUUUAACAAGAGCUAUUGGCAUGUGGGAAGAAACAUAUUUUGUGUAUAAAAUUAUACUGAUAAUGUGUAUGUGUGAUUACUGUGUGUUUGUAAAAUUGGUAGCUGCAAUUGAAU